Messenger RNA from Synchiropus splendidus (mandarinfish), 3008 nucleotides. It is a transcript of the gene fbxw10, whose product is annotated as F-box and WD repeat domain containing 10. The transcript is spliced from 12 exons. Gene Ontology annotation, molecular function: protein binding. The coding region runs from base 628 to 2706 and encodes 692 amino acids. The record is from RefSeq and is a predicted model, not a curated record. Lineage: Eukaryota; Metazoa; Chordata; Actinopteri; Syngnathiformes; Callionymidae.
GUUUAAGAGACACACUAAAGUGCUGUAACAGGAGCGCGGUGGAGAGAAGACAGUUCCAACAGCACUGUAGAUGACAUCAAAGGUGACUACGAUGGAUCAAAGAUGAAGAGAAGCCAGGACUAGAGUCUGCAGCGCUGAAGACGAGUGAUCAAUAAAGGGUGAAAAGAUCUACCUAUAAAGGUCGGUGAGAAACCUUUGAUAGCAAAUACAUAUUUAAUAUCCUGGUUGUGUGAGUGGUAUUAACCAAGACUGUUGUUGCAAAAGUAGCGGUAUUUGAUGCAAACAGAAAACAUACCAGAUUGAGGGACGAAUGUAUGAGAACUUUCAGUCAAGUUAAAGGGAAUGUCUAAUCCAGUAUAUCUGUGAAAAAGAAACUAGUGCUUGAAUCAAGGAAACGGUACACGGUCAAUACGUUACAGCCGUGAGAACAAAAAGAUUAUAGAGGAAACAGCAUCAAGAGAACUGAGCGAAUGAACAAAACAAAGCAGGCACUGACAUAGUCACUCUUGAACAGAUGGAAUCUAAAAUGACCACUCACAGAAACCUGUCCUGAGGAUAAAGGACAAUAAUGUACCUUGUGUUGCGACUCACUCUCAAUGUUUUAGGAUUGAAAGGAUUAUCAUCAGCAUGACAUCAUUCAACUUUGUCGAGCAUCUGAAAGUCACGACCAGUAAACCAUGUGCCAACUUGUGUGGACUUUGUCCAUCCUGCGUCUUUCUGCCCAAACAACCCGAAGACCCCGUGAUUCAGUGGAAGUCUACCGAUAAGUACCAGCGGAUGUUCCUGGUUGAGUUGAUACUGAAAUGUGAAGACAUAAGUGCGCUGCAGCGAAUCCAAACUCUCCUGAGCCCAAUGACAUGGCCAGUGUCUAACUAUGUGAGAUCCACUCCGGUGGCACCACCACCACCUCCACAGCCCGCCUUAGAAAAGGCACCCACCACGGUCAUCAGCAAAAGCGAGAUUUGGGAUUGGUUCAGGAGCAGUUCCAGCUGGGUCCAGUCCCACUACAUCUGUUGUCUUUUGUCAUUUUGCGAUGCGGAGCAACUGCGCAUGUUCGCUAAUCUAGUCAACGUCCAUUUGACCAGACUGAAACAAGGCUUGCGAGCUGACGAUCGUGUUCCACUUGAUGGUGAAAUUAUUGACCCUGUUCUGCUGGUCAUCCCUGGAUCCUCUGAGUCCAUGUCUGGAGUCAGCCUCUACAAGGACUUGAUCACAAACCUGCCUGUUGACCUCGCAAAGCGAAUAUUUGGUCUACGGGACGAUCAUGAUUUGCAAACGUGCCAGAGGAUUGGUUUAGAAGUCUGGAAGCUCCUUGCUAUAGAAGUGGGAGACGAAAAAAAAUUCCGGCGAGGAUUUCAUGAGCAAGUAAAAGCGGUGAUGGAGAGGUACAAAGGGAUCAACUGGGUCAGUCCUACCUUUGCCAGGAUGGUGGAAGUUCUGGUGCCAUGUGGCUUGGAUCAGGAAGGAGAAGAUGCCAGUACAUAUACUCAUGAGAUAAGGUCGUUUGAAAAUGCCUACGCCAACAUGAAAACCAAGGCAGUUCAGAUGGAGGAGCGUAACAUUUACUGCAGCGCCUACUACACCACUGUGGUGCUUGACAAAGAAGACACUCACCGUGUGGUGGACUACAGGGGACAGACCUACAUGGCGUUGGGCUCCAAAGACUGUUCAGUACACCUGCUCUAUGUCGGCACCAAGAGCAAGUUUGUCUCUGCUUUAAAGGGUCAUGUUGGAAGCAUCCGGGCUGUUCUAAUGUGUGAAGAGAAAGGGAUUAUGAUUUCUGGCAGCUGUGAUACCUCCAUCAGAUGUUGGAGUUUGAGGACGGAUCAGUGUGUGAUGGCACUUUACGGUCAUACUGGGAGUGUCAACUGUUUGGACAUCUAUGAAGACAGACUUGUGUCAGGAGCCAAAGAUUGUCAAGUCAAAGUGUGGAAUCUACAAACUGGUAGGAAUUUUUAUGAUAUGAAAUUCAAACACCCUGGUUCUGUCCGCUGCGUGAAGAUCAGUGCGACAACAGUCUUCAGUGCCUGUGAUCGUGGACUUGUCAAAGUGUGGGAUAUGGACUCAGCAUCACUAAUCAGGGUGAUAAACGGGCACAAGAGCUCCGUCAGAUGCCUCUUCUAUGAUGAGUGGCACCUUCUGUCUGGAGACUUCAAUGGUCAGCUGAUGGUGUGGAGCAUCAACUGUGAAGCAAAAGACUGCCUCAUGACCUUCAACCAUCCAAAGGAGGUGAAAGCUGUAAGUCUGACUUACCUCAGAGUCAUCACUGGCUGUGUGGAUGGAAAGAUUCGAGUUUUCAACUUCCUCAAUGGAGACUGCAUCAAGAUCAUCACUGCUGAAGUGGAAUCCAGCCGCAUUCUCUCUGUGCAUUUCAACGAAAGAUGUAUAUUAGUGAACACAGCUUCUCGUGUUCGACUGAUAUUGUUUGGAAAAGUGUUCUGGGACCAUGUCGAUCCUGGAGACAGAGUUAAGAGAGACCAUCAGCCGGUGGAGGAGUCUGUCACAGAGGAGUCGCUUGAUUCUCCUACCGGGACAGAUUUGUCAGUCCAGAAGACGCACACAACACAAGACUGCCGUGAAUCCACAAAGACAAAGUUGAGUGAAAAGGCCUCGUCGAGCAAGAAGGGAAGUGCUCAUCAUCAAACGGAGAGUUCCUCACACCCCCAUGAAAAAAGUGAAGCCAAAGCUGAUGCAUCCAGUAAAUAAGGUGGGGCUGCAGUAAAAAAGUGGCUGCUGAUCCAAGGACGAAGAGACAUAGACCAAGAGGAAGAUGACCAGAAAACAGCGAAAGGACAACACCAACACGCAACAGUCACAGCCUGAGUGACCUCAUCUGCUGCUCUCCCCAAAUCUGAACCUUCAUGAACCCCAUCAUGAGAUGUUUUCUGUCCCCCCACCUGAAGUGGAGCAUCAACAAGUGGCCAAAGCAUAGUGGUCAGAUGGUGGUGUUGCUUGGAGAACAACAAGCUUCCCAUCAAGUGUCUUCAGUGGAACCUGGCUCAACACCU